Messenger RNA from Kalmanozyma brasiliensis GHG001, 786 nucleotides. RefSeq lists its product as uncharacterized. Gene Ontology annotation, biological process: telomere maintenance via recombination; tRNA threonylcarbamoyladenosine modification. The transcript has a single exon. The record is from RefSeq and is a predicted model, not a curated record. Bases 1 to 786 code for a protein of 261 amino acids. Lineage: Eukaryota; Fungi; Basidiomycota; Ustilaginomycetes; Ustilaginales. Gene Ontology annotation, cellular component: cytosol; EKC/KEOPS complex; nucleus.
AUGGAGUCCAUCUCGCUACCAUCAGCUCUCCCCGAGCCAUUACAGCGCGUCCACCUGGCGCAUUUCUCCAACCUCGAUCCUGAAACCCAAUCCUCCGCCAUCAUCCGGCGCAUCAUCUCGGCCUCCCAGGGUCCAACCACCACUAGCACGAGUGCAUCCUCACAGUCGGUCGCGGAAGCAGAUGCAGAGCGGGCCAAGCUGGACUUUGCCUUUCUCGAUCCGACGCGGUUGUGCUCCAAGCAGCACGUGCUGAGUGCGGUCAUGCAGGCGGCGGUGGUGUGCGCGAGGAGCUGGGAUGCGGACAGGCAGGUGUUCAGGGAGGGCGAGGGGAGCAGCGGCGGAAUGAAGUCCAAGACACCCCACUCGGAGGUGAUCUAUAUGCUCAACCCGGGUAAUAAUGUCGGAGAGUCGCUCAAAAGAUUUGGCCUAUCGCCCAAGUCGACGUCAUUGCUGCUGGUCAAGUUCUCGUCAGCUGAAGCGGAUCCGCAUACGAUACUUCAGAGCAUGAUUGAUGUCGUGUCCGAAAAGAAUCUCACAAUCCCUGCAUCGACAUCAAUAGAAUCGGCGGAAGACGAGAACAGCACAGUGGACAUCGAUCAGGCCAUCCGAUACGGUCACUUCGGUCCAGCACAGGCUAAGACGGUAACGGAUUGGAAAGAGCUCAACAAGAUCUACAAGCUUCAGAUCCCAUCUACCCUCCUCAACGAGGACGACCAACCUGGGCGGCAGGAAGAGUACGAAGAGAUCAUCUGCACCAGUGUCGCCAUGAAGCUCGUUGCUGCUUGA